GAAGGCUGAGCCCCCUUUGAAGGCUGAGCCCCCUUUGAAGGCUGAGCCCCCUUUGAAGGCUGAGCCCCCUUUGAAGGCUGAGCCCCCUUUGAAGGCUGAGUCCCCUUUGAAGGCUGAGUCCCCUUUGAAGGCUGAGCCCGCCUCAUGCAAUCCACCAUUACAGUUGGUGAGUUCGCCCUUUGUUGGGCACUUGCCGAAUGUUUUCGGGAACACGUCGGGUAUAAGCGUGGCUGUCAUGUUUAACACACGUGCGUCGAACGGAGAUGCGUGUGCAUGGAUGCCUUUCUCGCUUUCUGCGCGCACACUUAGUGGCAUACGGCUCGCCUCGGGUGUGAUGACAAUGCUCAAUCAGAUCAAUCAACUGGCGCUAACGGGGCGGAUAGCUGGUGGUGUUAUCGCACACUUAGAAGCUGUCGAGUGUCUCCUUAUAUGCGGAUUGAAGGACCUAGCUGCCAAGGUUCUGUGUCUCCUUACUCUCCCUCUUAUCGACCGACUAUCCAGUGGGAGUCUUAACUCUGACAGUACGGACAAUCGGACCUCUCAACCAACACGGCAGGAUACGCAAACCGAAAGCGUGGAACAGGAGGCACUACCCGUCCGAGCUGAGACAAUGCCCGCCCGGAUGCUUCCCGUCGGCCUUGUCACGCCAGACGUGCUCGGUACACUCCCCCAUAAUCGGGUCGUUCCAGUCCUUGCCGCCAAGCCGCCCGAUGCCUUCGCCUGGCCGUGGUGGACCGCUCGCGGAAGCGAGAUCCAACUCGGGUCUGGCUCCCGACAAGAUGUAGGAGGCCGACUGGAUUUGCGCUCUCAACAAAAUGUGGGCUGGAGCUCACAGGACGUCGGCUGCGAGCAAGGCAACUUGGGACUGCUACUGCAGCACCUUCAACAUGUGGGACAGAGCUCCGUCAUGGAAACUAUGCCACGUCCGUCCGCACGAGUCUGCGUCAAGGCCCUCGGGCUCCUUGUUCAAGCGCUGCGUCCAGGACCAGCGACGUUCGGACCAGGCCCGGUAGCAGGAGCAAGACCCCCCGCGAGUACUUCAUCAUCAAUGUGUAUGAACAUUUUCGGAUUCUCCAAGACGACGAUCCAGCUUUACAUCGAUAGCGUUUUUCGCCAGCACCUGGCAGCAGUCAGUCGGCGGCUGGACGCCAAGACGGGUGCGCCGUACGUGCAGCAAUUGGCCCGGCUCGUGGCCGACGACCAGGGCGCCGCGGGGGGGCCGAGGAAGGCCGCGGCUUCGCUAUCCAGUGACGCUCUGCAGCGUCCUUUCGGCACCGCCACGACCAUCAGACUCUUCGCACUCGUGCGCGACCAACUUUCGUUUCCGCGGCCGCUCGAAGCACAAGGCUUUGAUUGUCGCUGGCCAUACGCCGCUGCCUCUCGAGUCCGCGCCGACCUCGACCAAGCCCUGAAGGAAGUGAUGAGUCUCUACCCCCCGCCAUUACUUCGCGCCCCGACGCCGGCGCCAGGAGGUCAAGGACCGGGACCAACGUUGGCGCCAGCAGGCCGCGGACCGGGACUGACGCUGCUAAGUCGGGGACAGAGUCCUGACCCGGCAGGGGGCAUCCUCUUGUCGUCCAAGGCCCUGCGCGUGUCACCGGCUCCAGAGGCUUCCGCCGGUUUCGGAGAGGAAGUUAGGUACGUCCUGUCGCUCCGUUGGCCGGCCUCCGUCACGGAGUCGCUGACGACCAAGGUACGGGGGGCAGAGCUACAGGAGACGGUGAGUUGCGUGGCAAUAUUGGACGUGGAUUCCGGGAUUUUACUGCCGGUGGAAGUGCUCGAGGCGGAGGGCUGCAGAGCUCGGGUUCGAGUCCCGCCGAAGACCCGGCGAGUGGGCGGUGUUCGCAUCUAUCUUAAUUCAGGUCUGAUGGUGGACUUUUUGCGGUUUCUAUUGGACGACCCGGCAGCUGCCUUAGAGGUAGAUGACGUCACAGGUAUCGAACCGGUAGUUUUAAACACCCACUUCGCAAGACCCAUAUGUCGACUCACUCUCGCACCGGUUCCAGCGCCGAUCUCCGGCGAGCUGCGAUGGAUCGAGCGUCAGUGCUGCGUCCUUCGCGCACAUCCCCUUACCUACGGCCGACGACCGCUUUUGGAACUGAACCUCCACGUCCCAUCUGAACGCCGGCGCGCCUUCCUAGGCGGAAUUGCCAGCAGCGACUUCAACUGGAUCCUCGGCUGCUACCUCGAAAAUGAUGACGACACCAAGUUCAACCCCGUCCUCUUCUCCGCCGCACGUCACCCGACCACCACUGGUCCACGUAAUGACGCCCGUGGCCCUAAUGACGCCCGUGGCCCUAAUGACGCCCGUGGCCCUAAUGACGCCCGUGGUCAUGGGCAAUUCGCCGGUCGCGAGCCGUUGGAUUACCCGUUGGAUUACCCAGAGUUGUGCUGGACCCGCAGCAUACCCGAACUCAAGAGCCUAUUGCUGGACGAGUGCCGACGAUUAUCCCCGCAGAACGGGACUUUGCAGCUGCUCCUGGCGUUGGACGACGAGUUGUCGUACCUGGAAGAGACGAAGCUGGUGGCGGUCUUGCAGGCGCCGCCUGAGUGUGUGCGAUGCGAGUUGGCUGCGCCGUUGGUGAAUGCCACGCCCUUCGACUGGUCGCUAUCGCGAGUUCCCUUCGCCGCCAGCGACCCGAAGCCGAAGAUCCUCUUUGCUCUCAAGGCGGGGAUUGACAAGCCCGGGAUCGAGACUCGGCCGUCCAGGGCCGAGACUGGGCCCAGGACCGAGUCGCGGUCAAGGGAGGCCGACACGGGGCCCAGGACCGAGCCUGGGCCAGAUGGAAGAGAUGGAGGUUACGCAAAAAUUGAGGCGGCGCGGUUUCUGUCGUUUGCGGUACCAACUGGGUUUCUGACGGAGGACGAGCCGUGGGUGGGAAGCGCGGCUGGACGGGCGGGCGUAGCUUUGUGGAAUUCGCCGAGUAAGUUCGAGGUCGUGGCGGUCGGCGGUGACGUGUGCGAUCUAGCGCACACACGUGUGUAUGCGACGUCGCCUGCGUUGGCGACAUUGGAGACCACGGCGGAUUCGGUUGCCUUAGAUCUAGAGCAAUACUUCGAGGCGACUACGACCCUGGGGUCAAGUAACAUCUACUUUCAAAAAGUGAACAUGCUUAUACUCAAUUUGCUCAGUCGGGGUCUAGACAUCCCCGACACCGUCCAGGCUGUCUUCGGCACCACGGAACGUGAAAGCAUGCCGCCCCUCCUGCUCCAGGUAACUGUCCGGACCGCGCUGCAACGCCACACGCUCUUGGUCCACGUAGGCUGGCCCCUCGUGCUCUCCGUACUCACGUCUUGGUGCGACCACGCCGCCAUCACCGAGGCCCUUGCCAAAACCCCUCUUUCCGUACCGGCCGCUGGCAUGUCGUUUCCCGCUAUGAGCAUAUCCCCUCCGGGCGAGAGCUUUGACGGCGCGGGAGCUUUGAUGGGCACGUUGGUUCGGCCGAUUGCGUGCCGCAAUCUGCCGUUUACGAAGAAGCCUUUUUGCGCUUACCUGCUCGGACUCCGGACGCCGUCCGCGGUCGAAGUGCCGGGACGGGCGUGGUCGGUGGGUGGACGAAGCGGCUCGGGGCGGCUGGCACCCGGUGUGGCCGAGUGCGCAGUAGAAGACCCGCUGGAAGUGACCUACGUGAUAACAAAUCGGAGCCCGAAGAUGCUGCUGCUCCGCUACCACUUCCACGACUCAGAUAAGGGCCCACGCGGCUACUUGGUCGAGGGCAGCGUCGAGGACACGCUGCUGCUCUCCCCCUCCACCUACCAGCUCUUGAAACUGCGCUAUCUCUUCGCCCAGAACGGACCUCACACCCUACCCGAACUGGUCGUCACUUGCUCAGAGCCCGUCCCCCUCUGGCCCCAGCUCGCUGCCCUUUUGAAGACCACGCCCAAGUCGUGGCCGACCAUCACCAAAUCCUCGUCCAAAAGCCUGACCAUAGAGGUCUUCUGA
Gregarina niphandrodes is the source of this 3943-nucleotide messenger RNA. RefSeq lists its product as hypothetical. Lineage: Eukaryota; Apicomplexa; Conoidasida; Eugregarinorida; Gregarinidae. The record is from RefSeq and is a predicted model, not a curated record. The transcript has a single exon. The annotation marks the transcript as partial.